UAGCAUUCAUUUGCAGUUUAGUUGUAUCACGAAUCGGAAUUAAAUUAAAUAAACGAAUAAGUCAUUAAAAUGAAUAUUUCUACUUAUACGUGCAUAUUGUCAAUAUUGUUAGUUGUUAAGCAAGUGAAUAGCUCGGUAAAUAUCUUCAUGAAAUUAUAGACUACAUACGAAUACUAAGUUCAAACUCAAUUCAGUGCUCCGUUUACUCAAAAGAAUUGGAUGAUCAAUGCAGUACCUAUUGCUAUCAAGUUGUGAAGCCACUUCUACAAUACGUAAACCCGGUACAAUCAAUGACACAAGAAUUAAACGAGUUACAGUAUACAAUUAAAUCACAAGCAGAUGAAAUAAAGAACUUAAAUGAGUUGAUUAAGUCUAGGGACAUGCAACUAGCACAGCAAAUCAAGUUGAGUGAAUCGUGUGAAAGUCAAAAUCAAUAUCAAAAGAAACUUAUUGAUCAAUGUGAGAUUCAAUUACCUACAAAAGGCAAAGAGAUUAAUAAUGUGCUAUCAGAAGUUGUAAAAAUAAAAGAAUCUAAAGAAACAUCUAGCUGUCUCGGCAAGUUGACGGAUGUUCAUGAGAUUAGACUUCCUACAGGGCAAAUAAUAAUAGUUCCGUGUGAAUCAAACUUGCUUGAAGCUGGAGCUGGUUGGACUGUUAUACAGAGGCGUAAGAAUGAUGGUUUAGAUUUUAAUCGAACGUGGUCAGAGUAUAAGUAUGGCUUUGGGAAUCUUCGUGGAGAGUUCUUUCUUGGGCUUGAGAAAAUUCAUUUGCUAACACAAUCGCAACCACAUGAAUUGUAUAUAUUUAUUGAAAGAUUUUCUAAUGAGACCAUCUAUGCCCGAUAUAGUAAGUUUGUCAUUGGUGACGAAAAAAAAUUCUACAAUUUAAAAGAACUCGGAAACUACUCGGGCACUGCUAAAGCUGAAAUAGAAAAUCACUUACAUCAGAAGAUAUCAGCAGCAGAUGUGGAUUUAUCGGAGAAUUGCCCUUACUUGAUGUUAUUCUCUCCCUUAAAAAAAUGCUAUUGGUGGUAAUAAUUUAAGAUUAUUGGCAAUAUGGAAAUGUUCUUAACAUUGUAUUACAUUUCAGGAAUAUUAACAUGCGUUUUUUACCAUUUGAUAAUUUGGUGACCAUGUCAACUCGAAUUAAAUUUGCAGAAAUGAUGAUUAGGCCACUUCAGUAAAAGCUAAUCAUUCUUUUAAAAGGAUAUGUUUCAGAGCCUAAAUACAACUUACGUAUGUUGUAUUUCAAUCAACAGUAGAAAUAAUCACUAAAAUGUAAUACGUAUAUCUACUUUGUAUAGUCUCUGAGAUCCAGGUGUACAUACAGACGGACGGACAGACGGACAGACGGAUAUGGCUAGAUCGGUUAGGCUGUUGACGCUGAUCAAGAAUAUAUAUACUUUAUGGGGUCGGAGAUGCCUCCUUCUACCUGUUGAAUACAUUUCCUGUCGGCACAAAGUUAUAAUACCCUUCUACCCUAUGGGUAGCGGGUAUAAAAAUAUUAGUAAAUUCUACAAUAAAAUCGCUAUUUAUGGUUUCAAGUUAUUUGUCUUAUCUCACUCAGUGUUGCAGAUUUAAAAUAAAACAAGAGGUUAUCAAAAGUUUAAGCAGCAAUAAAUUCAAUGACAGAUAGUCUAGUCUACAACUGCAAUUUUUUUUAUUCUGCGUUUCAAAAUAAAUAGCAUUCACUUGUUGUUUAGUUGUGACACGAAUCGGAAUAAAAAAUUACAAUGAAUCUUUCUACUUAUACAUGCAUAUUAACAAUAUUUUUAGUUGUUAAACAAGUGAAAAGCUCGUGCUCCGUUUACUCAAAAGAAUUGGAUGAUCAAUGCAGUACCUAUUGCUAUCAAGUUGUAAAGCCACUUCUACAAUACGUAAACCCGGUACAAUCAAUGACACAAGAAUUAAACGAGCUGCAGCAUACAAUUAAAUCGCAAGCAGCUGAAAUAAAGAACUUAAAUGAGUUGAUUAAGUCUAGGGACAUGCAACUAGCACAGCAAAUCAAGUUGAGUGAAUCGUGUGAAAGUCAAAAUCAAUAUCAAAAGAAACUUAUUGAUCAAUGUGAGAUUCAAUUACCUACAAAAGGCAAAGAGAUUAAUAAUGUGCUAUCAGAAGUUGUAAAAAUAAAAGAAUCUAAAGAAACAUCUAGCUGUCUCGGCAAGUUGACGGAUGUUCAUGAGAUUAGACUUCCUACAGGGCAAACAAUGACAGUUCUGUGUGAAUCAAACUUGCUUGAAGCUGGAGCUGGUUGGACUGUUAUACAGAGGCGUAAGCAUGAUGGUUUCAAUUUUAAUAGAACGUGGUCAGAGUAUAAGGAUGGCUUUGGAAAUCUUCGUGGAGAGUUCUUUCUUGGUCUUGAGAAGAUUCAUUUGCUAACACAAUCGCAACCACAUGAAUUGUAUAUAUAUAUUGAACGAUUUUUGAAUAAGACCAUCUAUGCCCGAUAUAGUAAGUUUGUCAUUGGUGACGAAAAAGAAUUCUACAAUUUGAAAGAACUCGGUAACUACUCGGGCAAUGCUUUCGACAAAAUGGAAGGUAACUGGCAUGAAAAGAUAUCAGCAGCAGAUGUGCAGGCUUUUACAUCGAAGAAUUGCGAUUCUUUGACAUUUCCCGAUUUUAUUCAAAUCUGCUAUUGGUGGAAUUUUACGUUACGUUUUGCACCACAGAUGACGCCGAUUAAAUUUGCAAAAAUGAUGAUAAGGCCACUUCAGUAAAAGCUAAUCAUUCUUUUAAAAAAAUAUGUUUCAGAACCUAAAUACAACUCACGAAUACUGUAUUUCAACAAAUAGUAGAAACAAUCAAUAAAAUGUAAUCAAAAAUAAUACAAAUAAAAAAAAAAAAUAAUGAAAGAGGAAAUAGGAAACAG
Molecule: messenger RNA, 2868 nt
Organism: Drosophila nasuta
Lineage: Eukaryota; Metazoa; Arthropoda; Insecta; Diptera; Drosophilidae
Product: fibrinogen-like protein 1
Exons: 3
Coding region: 1733-2716 (327 amino acids)
Source: RefSeq, a predicted model, not a curated record